Messenger RNA from Megalobrama amblycephala (Wuchang bream), 1519 nucleotides. RefSeq names its product reticulocyte-binding protein 2-like. The transcript has 2 exons. NCBI's taxonomy places the organism in Eukaryota, Metazoa, Chordata, Actinopteri, Cypriniformes, Xenocyprididae. The coding region runs from base 784 to 1518 and encodes 244 amino acids. The record is from RefSeq and is a predicted model, not a curated record.
UGUAUUAUUUUAAUAAAUACUCUUUUUAAAAGUAUGCUAUUGUGUACUUCACAAGGGUAGGCACAAUUCAUUUUCUCAACAUGUAAAUAUUUCACAUUCAGUGACCCCUGACUAGUUGACCUUAUUUUUUCCCAUUUGUUUUUGUUCAGUCCAAUGACCAGUUCUGAUGUCUCUGAUAACGCUUUCUCACUCUUUUGCUCCUCACCACAACCCACCACAAUUGAGUUUCACUAAGGGCCUAUCAGUUACUGUGGCCCUGAAACCCAACACCUCGGCUUGGCACACCGGGAUGCGUAAGGACAAUGCCACAGGCCCUUGGCAGGGGGAGUACCUGCUCAGGUAACCAGACACUCGGACACCCCCACGAACCCAUCGCUCGCAAAACCCUGAGCUUCACUUUUAUCCUCAGAGAGAGCAGGUUGAGAGGAAGAACUAGUACAGAGGAGAUUCAACAGGUUUUAGUUGAUGAUUUGACAGGGAUGUGUUCAGAAGUUUCUCAGAAGCAUUCAUGGAGAAAGUAUUCAGGGCUAGAUUCGCUUAUGUUUCCUCUGCAAAACAAGUUGAGUCUCUAAGCAAAACUCAGUAGUUUGCAGGAAGGUCUCUUGAGGUCAAUAGUUUUUUAGAUCUUUUGCGUGGAACAAUGGAAAACUGUCACACUGUGAUGGUAUCCUGAAAUCCUUUCGCAUAUUGGGAUCUCAUCCAUAAACUGGAGCUUCAACAUUUGAUUGCAUACUAAAAGCUGUUGUAUUACUUAAAAAGGAAGCACUUGUAUCUCCUGGCGUGAUGCAUGAGCUCCCAUGCUCAGCGCUACAGUACUGUUUUGGUGGUCCUCCAGAUGUUUCUGCUGACCACGCUCCAUACCUGGACUCAGAACUCUCCAAAAAUGGGUCAGAUCCUGCCAUGGGCCCAGUUGUUCUCACUCAGCCUGGUCCAGUAAACCCAGUGAGGACUGAAAGCCAGCCUUCAUUUAGCUGCAUCUCCAUCCAGACCAAGACUAAUGGGAUUACCUCCAAAACCAAAGAAUCGGACACAGAUAACCAGCACACGCUUCAUUCCUAUCCAAGCUCAGAAGGGCUCUCAGAGGAAGAUGAUGCCCAGGAUAACAGCCCUGAACUGGACACAAAACGGCCACAUAUUCCCCGUCCAUCUAUCAUCAGGCCACAAAAGGAGCACCCAAUCCAGGAGAGCCUGCCAGUCAGAACAGAUUAUAUUGAGCCAGAGGAUGGACCGUUAUCAGGUACUGAAAACACACACACACACACACACACACACACACACACACACACACACACACACACACACACACACACACACACACACACACACACACACACACUCCAAGGACAGAUAGUUACAAAGAGGCAAAGGAUGGACAUCUAUCAAAUAACAACACAGGUUUCCUCUCCUCCUUUUCCUCUCCGAGUUGGAGAUUUGGAGAGGAAAUCUAUUGAAGCAGACACAGUGGAAAAAGACAUCAGCCUUUGUGGAAAAUAUAAUCACAUUGAAUCAUGGCCUUGAA